CGAAGCUGCUCUGUAAAGCUAUCCCAUCCCAAAUUUCGACCCACCUAAGACUGCCCGCUCUUCAGGCACAUUCAUAUUACGGGCAUUUAUAAAGCCAUUGCUCCAAUGGCUUUUACACCAAGAGGAGGACGUGGCGGCGCAAGAGGUGGCAGAGGCGGCUUUGGUGAUCGAGGUGGUCGGGGAGGUGGCCGUGGUGGUGGACGAGGCGGAUUUGGCGAUCGCGGUCGGGGAGGUGGCAGAGGAGCCCCGAGAGGUGGAGGCCGUGGAAGGGGCGCUCCAAGAGGCGGAGGUGGUGCGAGGGGUGGAGUGAAGGUCAUCAUCGAACCCCACCGACAUGCUGGUGUAUUUGUCGCCCGUGGCAAAGAGGAUCUCCUUGUCACCAAAAACCUCACUCCUGGCGAAUCAGUCUAUGGCGAAAAGCGAAUCUCUGUCUCCAACCCCAAUGCUGUCAAUGGCGAUGCCCCUGCGACUUCAACCGAGUACCGUGUAUGGAACCCUUUCCGAAGCAAGCUUGCCGCUGGUAUCCUCGGCGGCAUUGAUGACAUCUACAUGCGACCAGGCUCAAAGGUUCUGUAUCUUGGUGCUGCGUCUGGCACGUCGGUGUCUCACGUGGCAGAUAUCGUAGGGCCAGAAGGAACUGUAUUUGCUGUUGAGUUCUCGCAUCGAUCAGGCCGUGAUCUAAUCAAUAUGGCCACCCACCGAACGAACGUUAUUCCCAUUGUUGAAGACGCUCGUCACCCGCUAAAGUACCGCAUGCUCGUUGGCAUGGUCGACUGCAUCUUCGCCGAUGUCGCCCAGCCCGAUCAGGCUCGUAUUGUCGGCCUCAAUGCUCAUCUAUUCCUCAAAGUUGGCGGUGGAGUGCUUGUCUCCAUCAAGGCUAACUGUAUCGACUCCACGGCGGCCCCAGAAGCUGUCUUUGCAGCCGAAGUGAACAAGCUAAGGGAACAGAGGAUUAAGCCCAAGGAGCAGCUGACGUUGGAGCCUUUCGAGCGUGAUCACGCUAUGGUGUGCGGCAUCUACCAGAGAGCCGGGUAAAGGUCACCGGGUCUUUCUUUCCGACUUGCAUUCUUGAUUCGGGCAACUGGGGCGAUGAAAUACCUGUAGCUUUUUUGGCGUUCGCGGCGCUUGAGGCGUGGACGGCGAGCUUUUUCAAUUGCAAAAGCAGUCCAAGACAGAUCUAUUAGAGCUCGAGCAGCUCGGUCC
Molecule: messenger RNA, 1203 nt
Organism: Lindgomyces ingoldianus
Lineage: Eukaryota; Fungi; Ascomycota; Dothideomycetes; Pleosporales; Lindgomycetaceae
Product: Fibrillarin
Exons: 3
Coding region: 106-1035 (309 amino acids)
Biological process (GO): rRNA methylation; box C/D sno(s)RNA 3'-end processing
Cellular component (GO): box C/D methylation guide snoRNP complex; nucleolus; small-subunit processome
Molecular function (GO): rRNA methyltransferase activity; histone H2AQ104 methyltransferase activity; RNA binding
Source: RefSeq, a predicted model, not a curated record